Messenger RNA from Oryza sativa Japonica Group (Japanese rice), 5963 nucleotides. Its product is annotated as MDIS1-interacting receptor like kinase 1. NCBI's taxonomy places the organism in Eukaryota, Viridiplantae, Streptophyta, Magnoliopsida, Poales, Poaceae. Gene Ontology annotation, biological process: protein phosphorylation. The record is from RefSeq and is a predicted model, not a curated record. Gene Ontology annotation, molecular function: ATP binding; protein kinase activity; protein binding.
UCAUCUCUUGAGUACGUCAGUUCGCAGCCUGCAAAGUUUCUCUGCACAAAUUUCGAAACUCUGCUUAGGCUCCUACGAACUAGAUUAGGCUAGAUAGAUGGAAUUUUCAGGUAUUAAUUGAGAUGCAUGUGUUUGUAUCCAUUUUGUUGUUUGUGGCACAUUUGGAGCUUGCCGUUCUGAUUUGUGCCAGAUACAUCAAAUUGGACUGUAAGCACAUAUGAACAUCAUUUGAUGCUUUGAUGCAACUUAUGUUAUUUUUUUUGGGGAAUACGCAAAGCGCGUAGCUUUGUAUUAAGAUUGAGGGUAAGACCUUUUACAAGAGCAUCUCAGUUAUGUCCAAAAUGCAACUUCUGUUAUUGGUUGUCUUGAAUUCAUUCUUCACUGAGAAACAGGAGGUUAGUGAGUACAAUGCAACUAUAUAUGCAAGAACCAGUAUGUAUUAUUGUUGUUGCAUGAAAGUGCUCUUGAUUGUUCUCAUUUUCCCAUUUCCUGACCAAACUUUUGCUUCACAUUUUGGCUGCAUGCUAUGAGUUAUCUUGACAUUUUGGUUAUUUUCUUGUGUUUAUCAUCGUGAUUUGUCUAACUUAGUUGCCGCUGAAUAUGUCAAUCAUUUUGUAUAGUCUCCGUCAAUUUCAGAAAACUAUAGAAUGCAACAUACUUCAAUAUGUUCUAGAGUUUUAUACCCUAUGUACAUAUGUAAACCUACUAUAAUGAGAGAUUAUGAAUGUUGCUAGAUGGCAAUGUGAAGUACAGCAAAUUAGGAAAGAACUAUUAAGGAGGAUGGUGUAAUAUCGUUAUUGGUAUAAAGACAAUACAUCAACUUGGUAGAAAAUUUUGUGAGGAUUAAGAAUUUGAUUUGUUUUGGUAUUCCUACAGUUUAUUGUAAGAAAUAUCCAUCUGCACUUUUCAGCAUUCAUAAUAUGCACCACUAAACAUCUCCUCUAUAUGUUCAUAGUCCUACUCUGUUAGAAGGUUCUGCAGACUGUCAAGAAGCUUUAGUUGCUACUGGGCACUCCCUUACUACCACUUAUUUGCUGUACAAAUUUUUCCCUUUUUAGGAGCAAGGAUCAUCUCUGUAAAAAAAGAACAAGGAAUCAUUCCUUGAAAUUCUUCUAAUGCCUGAGUCUAAUUCUAGAAUAUAGAAUGAAGUGCUUCUUUCCCUAAUGCACCUGUUGUAGCUUGUAAGCAUUUGAUCAGGCAUGGAAGAAUGCAUGGGGCAACCCAGCAGUCCAAAUUUAUUACUGCUCUUGAUAGUUUUGUCAGCCUUAGUUGUGUCAGCUCUGCUAGUUAACCCAUUUAAUUACUUGCUUUUGUUGUCUUAAUCUGAUGUGGUACUAGCUGUGACAUUCUACUGGGGACAUGUGCCAAGCAAAGAACCAAUAAUCCCCUUGUCAGAACAGAGCAGUAACAGCAGCAGCUACUGCCCACUGUCACAGGAAUGAUUAGCACAAAUUUUAUUUUAACGAGGUCAACUUAGGCAGGGCUCAACACAUGCAACCACUGUACAUAUGCCUCACUCAGGGUAAACUUUCUUUAAUUUUUAUGCAGGACAUGUGUACAGAUCUUAGGGUGCUAGUUGCAUCAGGACAACACCAAGAGGCAAGAACAUACCCUAUUGUCUCUCUUUGGGUUAAUUUAUAUUCAUUUUCACCUGCAAAGUGCUAAGGUAUGUCCUGUUUUACAGACACUUAAAAAACAUAUUAGCAGUAUUUCUUCCCUCAAAAUUAGGAGCAGCUCUUCACAUCCUUCUACUCUUCUAGCUUCCUACAUGGAGAAAUUCAGCUAGCUUCUAGUACUUAGUUUAUUAUCAGAUCAAUUCAAUUGUUGGACUCACACCUACACAAACUGUAUGAGUAAAUUAGUUCUCUUUGUAGAAAAUAAGAUGGUAGGAGUAAAUCUGACGAAAGCAGAAGGUUCCAAAGAAUAAACCGUACGAACUCCCAAUUACAGUAGGUCUCUGUAUAGUGGUACUACUACUAGUAUUUGGGGGUCUAAAAGCUAGAGCUAAUCUACUGUCUGCAACUCUGCACAGAUAGGGAAUGUAAAAUAAACAUGUAUUAAUUAGUCCAAUCUAACGUUGGGUGGGAUAAAGUAAAAUAAUAAAGAAUGGUAUAUUGCUCAAAAGCAGAUUAGAAAAGCCAUGACUUUAAAACACAUUCCCUCCAUGUUCCAUGUUCUCAUGCCUCCCCCUUCUCCUUGUUUCUUCCUCCUCUCCUCCAGCUCCCCAACCCCAGCCUGUUAAACCCUUAAUCUAAUCCUGAUUAACACCUCACAUUUGCUCACUAUGUUGAGGUGUAGAGUAGAGCUAGUACUAAUCUAGAUCAAAGUUGCAUGUUAAAAAAUGCCAAGAAGAUUUAUAUUAGUAUAUGCUCCUUCUCUAACCAAUCUUCUCAUCACCAUCAUAUAUAUGACUUUUCUGCCUUGUUGUGAUCUCUAGCUUGCUAGCUGCUGCAGCCUCUGCUCUUCCUGCAGAUGCAAUCAGUGCAGUAAACUAAAUUAAGCAGAGCAGACACUGCACUGACAUGGCACAGCACUAGAAGCAGCAGAGGCAGAGCAAGCAGAGGAAGCAGAGCUAGUGCUCUCCAAGCUCAGCAAAGGUGCUUCCAUUUUUGUUCCAAUUUCCAAUGGAAGCUACAGUGCCAGUGCUGCUGCUAGUGACAGUGCUGUCUUUGAUCUUGCCCUCCGGCAUUGGCGCCGCCGCCGCCGGCGACGAGCGGUCGGCGCUUCUCGCCUUGAAGGCGGGCUUCGUCGACACGGUGAGCGCGCUCGCCGACUGGACCGACGGCGGCAAGGCGUCGCCGCAUUGCAAGUGGACCGGCGUCGGGUGCAACGCCGCCGGCCUCGUCGAUCGGCUCGAGCUCUCCGGCAAGAACCUGAGCGGCAAGGUCGCCGACGACGUGUUCCGGCUGCCGGCGCUCGCGGUGCUCAACAUCUCCAACAACGCCUUCGCCACCACGCUGCCCAAGUCCCUGCCGUCGCUGCCCAGUCUCAAGGUGUUCGACGUGAGCCAGAACUCCUUCGAGGGCGGCUUCCCCGCCGGCCUCGGCGGCUGCGCUGACCUCGUCGCCGUCAACGCCUCCGGCAACAACUUCGCCGGUCCCCUCCCCGAGGACCUCGCCAAUGCCACGUCCCUGGAGACCAUCGACAUGCGUGGGAGCUUCUUCGGCGGCGCCAUCCCCGCGGCUUACCGGAGCCUCACCAAGCUCAAGUUCUUGGGACUCUCCGGCAACAACAUCACCGGCAAGAUCCCGCCGGAGAUCGGCGAGAUGGAGUCCCUCGAGAGCCUCAUCAUUGGGUACAAUGAGCUCGAGGGUGGCAUCCCGCCGGAGCUCGGUAACCUCGCCAAUCUCCAGUACCUCGACCUCGCCGUCGGCAACCUCGACGGGCCCAUCCCGCCGGAGCUAGGGAAGCUUCCGGCGCUCACCUCCCUCUACCUCUACAAGAACAACCUCGAGGGCAAGAUACCACCGGAGCUCGGCAACAUCUCGACGCUGGUCUUCCUCGACCUCUCCGACAACGCGUUCACCGGCGCGAUACCCGACGAGGUGGCGCAGCUGAGCCACCUCCGGCUGCUCAACCUCAUGUGCAACCACCUCGACGGCGUCGUGCCGGCGGCCAUCGGAGACAUGCCGAAGCUGGAGGUGCUCGAGCUGUGGAACAACUCGUUGACGGGGUCGCUCCCGGCGUCGCUCGGCCGGAGCUCGCCGCUGCAGUGGGUGGACGUGUCGUCGAACGGAUUCACCGGCGGCAUCCCGGCCGGGAUCUGCGACGGCAAGGCGCUCAUCAAGCUGAUCAUGUUCAACAACGGCUUCACCGGCGGCAUCCCGGCCGGGCUCGCGUCGUGCGCGUCGCUGGUGCGGGUGCGCGUGCACGGCAACCGGCUCAACGGCACGAUCCCCGUCGGGUUCGGGAAGCUGCCGCUGCUGCAGCGGCUCGAGCUCGCCGGCAACGACCUAUCCGGCGAGAUCCCCGGCGACCUCGCGUCGUCGGCGUCGCUGUCGUUCAUCGACGUGUCGCGCAACCACCUCCAGUACUCCAUCCCCUCGAGCCUCUUCACCAUCCCGACCUUGCAGAGCUUCCUCGCGUCGGACAACAUGAUCUCCGGCGAGCUCCCCGACCAGUUCCAGGACUGCCCGGCGCUCGCCGCGCUGGACCUGUCCAACAACCGGCUCGCCGGCGCGAUCCCGUCCAGCCUGGCCUCGUGCCAGAGGCUGGUCAAGCUCAACCUGCGGCGGAACAAGCUCGCCGGCGAGAUACCUCGCUCGCUCGCCAACAUGCCGGCGCUCGCCAUUCUUGAUCUAUCGAGCAACGUUCUCACCGGCGGCAUACCGGAGAAUUUCGGGAGCUCGCCGGCGCUCGAGACGCUCAACCUGGCGUACAACAACCUAACCGGGCCCGUGCCGGGCAACGGCGUGCUGCGCUCGAUCAACCCCGACGAGCUGGCCGGCAAUGCCGGGCUGUGCGGCGGCGUGCUCCCGCCGUGCUCCGGCAGCCGUUCCACCGCCGCCGGGCCGCGCUCUCGCGGCAGCGCCCGGCUCAGGCACAUCGCGGUGGGGUGGCUGGUCGGCAUGGUCGCCGUCGUGGCCGCGUUCGCGGCGCUGUUCGGCGGGCACUACGCGUACCGGCGGUGGUACGUGGACGGCGCGGGUUGCUGCGACGACGAGAACCUCGGCGGCGAGUCGGGGGCGUGGCCGUGGCGACUGACGGCGUUCCAGCGGCUGGGGUUCACGUGCGCCGAGGUGCUCGCGUGCGUGAAGGAGGCGAACGUGGUGGGCAUGGGCGCCACCGGCGUCGUCUACAAGGCCGAGCUCCCCCGCGCGCGCGCCGUGAUCGCCGUGAAGAAGCUAUGGCGACCAGCCGCCGCCGCCGAGGCCGCCGCCGCCGCGCCGGAGCUGACGGCGGAGGUGCUGAAGGAGGUGGGCCUCCUCGGCCGGCUCCGGCACCGGAACAUCGUGCGCCUCCUCGGCUACAUGCACAACGAGGCCGACGCCAUGAUGCUGUACGAGUUCAUGCCCAAUGGCAGCCUAUGGGAGGCGCUGCACGGGCCGCCGGAGCGGCGCACGCUGGUGGACUGGGUGUCGCGCUACGACGUGGCCGCCGGCGUGGCGCAGGGGCUCGCCUACCUCCACCACGACUGCCACCCUCCGGUGAUCCACCGCGACAUCAAGUCCAACAACAUCCUCCUCGACGCCAACAUGGAGGCGCGCAUCGCCGACUUCGGGCUGGCGCGUGCGCUGGGGCGCGCCGGCGAGUCGGUGUCGGUGGUGGCCGGGUCGUACGGGUACAUCGCGCCGGAGUACGGGUACACGAUGAAGGUGGACCAGAAGAGCGACACGUACAGCUACGGCGUGGUGCUGAUGGAGCUCAUCACCGGGAGGAGGGCGGUGGAGGCGGCGUUCGGCGAGGGGCAGGACAUCGUCGGCUGGGUGCGCAACAAGAUCCGGAGCAACACGGUGGAGGACCACCUCGACGGCCAGCUCGUCGGCGCCGGCUGCCCGCACGUCAGGGAGGAGAUGCUGCUGGUGCUCCGCAUCGCCGUGCUCUGCACCGCCAGGUUGCCGCGCGACAGGCCGUCCAUGCGCGACGUCAUCACCAUGCUCGGCGAGGCCAAGCCGCGCCGCAAGAGCGGCAGCUCCACCGGCAGCGCCAGCGCCAAAGCCCCCACUCCGGCGCCGCCGGCGGUGGCGGCGGUGGUGGACAAGGACAAGCCGGUGUUCACCACGACGCCGGACUCCGACUACGCUUAGCUGUGUCCAUUUUCUUUCUUCCUUUUUUUUUUCUUCGGUGCAUGUUAAUGAUUUGUUCAUGUAUGUAGAUUAUUCUAAAAAAAUUGUAAGAAUUUUGAGCUUGUAACAAACCAACAACCAUUUUCUGUAAGGAUUAGACAUAGAUCAUGUAGCUUAAUGUAAGCAAUUGAAAGCAGGUGAAUAAUUAUAAACCCACUCGGUUAAUUACUCUUGUUA